GCCCCGGAGCGUGGCCGGGGCGGUUGGAGUCCGCAUGGCCCGGAGCCCAGCUGCGCUACUGCUGUCGCCUCUGAUAUUCCUGCUGCUGACAACGCCUGUCCAGGUCUCCCCCGACUACCAUUACUUUGGCGAUCAGGGAGAAGGAGACACCUGGGAGCAGUUACGGCUGCAGUUUCAGGGGAAAGACGCGGAGGACUCGAUCCUUGGCCCGUGGGGAAAGUGGCGCUGUCUUUGCGACCUGGGCAAGCAGGAGCGCAGCCGUGAGGUGCUGGGCACAGCGCCGGGCCCAGUGUUCAUGGACCGCGAGAACCUAGUGCAGGUGCGGCCCUGCAGGCAACGGGACUGUUCAUCCUGCAAGCCGAUCGACUGCGACUGGAGGCCCUGAGUGUGGUUUUCCAAACUCAGAGCUCUGCGGUCCAUCUCCGGAACUACGAUUCCCAGGAAGCUGCACCGCAGUGGCGUAGGCUUUGCCUUCGCAAACGUCAACGGCGGCGGGAGCGUUGGGGGCGUGUCCUAUGCGCUGAUUGGUUGGGCCCGCGUUAAACGCGCCCGGAUCGGAGCUUCCACUCCUAGUUCCUGCAGCUGGUGGCGGCAACUGGGACGGCAUGGAUCUCGGAAAACUGGAGACAGACAAUACGGGGCGCUGUCGUCUGAACUCACCUGUGCCCUCAGUGUGUCGCAAGGAGCCGUGCGUCCUGGGUGUCGAUGAAGCGGGCCGGGGCCCGGUGCUGGGCCCCAUGGUCUAUGCCAUUUGUUAUUGUCCUCUGUCACGCCUGGCAGAUCUGGAGGCCCUGAAAGUGGCAGACUCAAAGACCCUGACGGAGAGCGAGCGGGACAGGCUUUUUGCGAAAAUGGAGGAGGAUGGGGACUUUGUGGGCUGGGCACUGGACGUGCUGUCUCCAAAUCUCAUCUCUACCAGCAUGCUUGGGCGGGUCAAAUACAACCUGAACUCUCUGUCCCAUGAUACAGCCACUGGGCUGGUUCAGUUUGCGAUGGACCAGGGUGUGAAAGUUGCUCAGGUAUUUGUGGACACUGUGGGACUGCCAGAGACAUACCAGGAGCGGCUGCAGCAACGUUUUCCCAGCAUUGAGGUGACAGUCAAGGCCAAGGCAGAUGCCCUCUACCCCGUGGUCAGUGCUGCCAGCAUCUGUGCCAAGGUGGCCCGAGACCAGGCCGUGAAGAACUGGAAAUUUGUGGAAAAACUAAAGGAUCUGGACACCGAUUAUGGCUCAGGCUACCCCAAUGAUCCUAAGACAAAAGCAUGGUUGAGAAAGCAUGUGGAGCCCGUGUUCGGCUUUCCCCAGUUUGUCCGGUUCAGUUGGCGCACAGCCCAGAGCAUCCUGGAGAAGGAAGCAGAAGAUGUUAUGUGGGAGGACUUGUCGACAGGGGAUCAGGAGGGACUAGGGAGGAUCACAUCCUAUUUCAGGGAAAGCCCUCGAAACCGCCCGCGCCUGUCCCACCGGUACUUCCAAGAGCGUGGCCUAGAGUCAGCCACCAGUCUCUAGGAGUCAGCCUGUACCCCUUUUACCAUCCCCCCAGCUUGUGAUUAAAAUUGCUUAAGGAAAACCAA
Molecule: messenger RNA, 1570 nt
Organism: Phyllostomus discolor (pale spear-nosed bat)
Lineage: Eukaryota; Metazoa; Chordata; Mammalia; Chiroptera; Phyllostomidae
Gene: RNASEH2A
Product: ribonuclease H2 subunit A
Exons: 10
Coding region: 606-1505 (299 amino acids)
Biological process (GO): mismatch repair; DNA replication, removal of RNA primer
Cellular component (GO): ribonuclease H2 complex
Molecular function (GO): RNA binding; RNA-DNA hybrid ribonuclease activity
Source: RefSeq, a predicted model, not a curated record